Messenger RNA from Neurospora tetraspora, 180 nucleotides. RefSeq lists its product as uncharacterized. The record is from RefSeq and is a predicted model, not a curated record. The annotation marks the transcript as partial. NCBI's taxonomy places the organism in Eukaryota, Fungi, Ascomycota, Sordariomycetes, Sordariales, Sordariaceae. The transcript has a single exon.
GCUCUUAUUAAUAAUUUCGAAUUAAAGAAGUUAGUUAAAGAAAUAUCCAAAGUAAAUAAAAUUAAAAUUAUUAAAACGAAAGUAUUCCGGAAGAAGUACGGGAGCGAAAAGGGUUUUUUCUUUUUAAAAAUUACUAUUAUAAACGAUAAGGUUUAUUUUAUUAAAGACUCCUUCCUUUAA